Messenger RNA from Vanessa tameamea, 4264 nucleotides. It is a transcript of the gene Pax, whose product is annotated as paxillin. The record is from RefSeq and is a predicted model, not a curated record. Gene Ontology annotation, molecular function: actin binding; muscle alpha-actinin binding. Gene Ontology annotation, biological process: muscle structure development; heart development; actin cytoskeleton organization. The coding region runs from base 372 to 2177 and encodes 601 amino acids. NCBI's taxonomy places the organism in Eukaryota, Metazoa, Arthropoda, Insecta, Lepidoptera, Nymphalidae. The transcript is spliced from 9 exons. Gene Ontology annotation, cellular component: Z disc; adherens junction; stress fiber.
CUUUAGUUGUGACUGGGACGCGUUGACGAAUACUCUGCUCGCUGCACACCUAGCUUCGUCGCCGCGACCUCGCCCUCCUGACAUUGUGUCUCACUUAUCACACAUCGCUUAUCGACUGCCGAUACGAAAACAUCGAUAUAAAUUUCGUUAUCACUAAAAUUGCGUCGGUUGUGUACUUGCGACCUCGAGAUAUUAUUUAAAUUUCAAACAGGCUUAUCAGUCUCAUUAAAGGAAAGUUGCUGGUGAUUCCUGUCAUAAAUAUUACUGUUUGUUUACUCGGAUCAAGUGUAGGCUGUGAUUAUGGUGCGCUAACCGUAGUGUUGUUCCCGUGGGUGUUUUAAUUCAUAAAUUAUCAUCGCUAUUUGCCCAAGAUGGAUCGGACAAUGUACGGCAAGGUGCUGCCAGGCACUUAUUACCCGUUUCGCUGCGCGAUGAAGGAGAACGGAAUAUCGCCGGGCUAUGCCCUGCUCGCUGACCUCCAGAACUCGAUAAACCCUGGCAGGGUUAGUAGUCCCGGUGGUAGAACAGGAUCACCUGGCGGUCGAACAAACUCCCCUGGCCGAACCGGUUCACCCCUCGGUCGUGGUAGCUCUCCGGGUCGGUUGAGUUCACCUGGAGGUAGCCUCAGCUCACCAACUUCAACCGGCUAUGGCUCGAUCAAUGGCUCAAGAAAUAUUAGUUCGGACUACGCUAAACCUGCUUCUCCUACCUACCAAAACACAACUACAGUUCACGAGAAGAUUGCUCCGGCCAAAUACAGCACAAACUACAUUAAUGCCCCCGGUUACGGCAGUCAUUCCCCUGGGUACAAUAGUCAGUCUCCUGGGUUUACGAGUGUGUCACCUGGCUACGGGAGGACCACCGGCCGUGCCAAUUUUUCGGAACUUGACACUCUGUUGGAUGACUUGAGCAACGCCAGAUACGGAAAUUAUGCAGAGAAAACCACAUUAACCGAAAGAAGUGAUGGAUAUUCUCGUACGAAUGGAGCUACUAGUCCGGCUUCGACGAGACCCACCGUAGAUUCUCUAUUGGAUCAACUAAGUACCGACGUGCCCAAUGGUCGGGCAUCAGUAUCCCCAGUUCCACCGUCAUCUUCUGGCACCUUACCACGACCAGGAACCAAGCAGGUUACGGUGACCGUCCAGGAAACCGUGGUAGAACCGGCGCAACCUCCGCAACCGCAACCCCAGCCAUCAGUGGCCGCAGUAACGACAGUUCGUCACCAUCACGCUUCCAGUGCUACUAAAGAGCUUGACGAUCUCAUGGCGUCUCUCUCUGACUUCAAGGUAAGCGGUGCAGGUGCAGCUCCAGGGGUAGAAAGCGGUACUCACGUUUACCGAGAGAAGCGUGCUUGGCAGGAACAAUACCGCAGCAACCCGCGGCAACCCGAAUCCGCAUCUUUAGAGCAUAUGCUCGGAUCUCUCCGAGCAGACAUGAGCCGUCAAGGAGUACAAACCCCCCAGAAGGGAUGCUGCAACGCCUGCGAGAAGCCCAUCGUCGGACAGGUCAUCACAGCGUUGGGCCGCACUUGGCAUCCGGAACAUUUCACAUGCGCUCACUGCAAUCAAGAAUUAGGCACGAGGAACUUCUUCGAGCGGGACAGCAGACCAUACUGCGAGCCCGACUACCAUAACCUCUUCUCGCCGCGAUGCGCUUAUUGCAACGGACCCAUUCUCGACAAAUGCGUGACAGCUCUCGAGAAGACUUGGCACACAGAACACUUCUUCUGUGCUCAGUGCGGCCAGCAGUUUGGUGAGGAGGGAUUCCACGAAAAGGAUGGCAAACCAUACUGCCGGGCUGACUACUUUGAUAUGUUUGCGCCCAAGUGUGGUGGUUGCAACAAACCUAUCAUGGAAAAUUACAUUUCUGCCCUCAACACUCAAUGGCAUCCAGACUGCUUCGUAUGCAAGGAGUGCCGUGAACCUUUCCACGGGGGAUCUUUCUUUGAGCACGAAGGACAGCCCUACUGCGAGACCCAUUACCACGGCAAGCGGGGCUCGCUGUGCGCCGGCUGUCACAAACCCAUCGCCGGCCGCUGCAUCACCGCCAUGUUCCGAAAGUUCCACCCCGAACACUUCGUCUGCGCUUUCUGCCUCCGACAACUCAACAAAGGAACCUUCAAGGAGCAAAAUGACAAACCAUACUGCCACGCUUGCUUCGAUAAGCUUUUCGGAUAAACUCGAUGCCGCUUUCGUAUAAUUAAUUUUCGUUAUCUGUGGACUUUUAUGUCAAUACGCAGCGGAUGUUCAUAUUUCUUAACUCAGGAUUCGAAAUGCGUAGAUUUAAAUAAGCGACUAAAUUUACUUUCUGCAUAUUAUUUUUAGAGAAAUGUAUAGUAAUAGUCUAUUCAAGCUUUAGUUAUAACAAAAAUGCUAUAUAAUAAGUGAACCACGGCGCAAUAAAGAUAGUAAAUUAUUUUAUAUUUUUAAUAAAUGACACAGAUUAAAAAUAUUAUUUAAAAAAUGUAUUCUAUUCUAUCGUAAAAUAUGUAACAAACAUUUCUUAUAAAGAAACAAAUUUCGCAUAAAAAAAUGCCGUAGAUAAAGUUCAAUUAUAUCUAAAAUUCGAUUCUACGUUAGAUUUGAUCAAAGAUUAAAAAUUAUAAACUUGCUCACUUUAAGAAAUUAUAUUGUGUACAUAUAUAAAUCAAUUACUAAAACUUUGAAAGUGCUUGGACUGUGUCGUAAUUGACGUGUGUCAAAUUGAAGGUAUUACAAAUAAAAAAAUAGAUUUAGCUAUUAACAUGUGAUUAAAUAAAAAUGGUGUUCGAAAAUUAUGGUACUACUUUGAAAUUAAAUGUCGUUAAAUGUUUUGUGAUUUCCUAAUCUCGGUCUAAAUAAGUCACAGACGUUGAUCUAUAGAAAAUGUGACGAUCUAUAAAUUCAAAAAGUCGAAAUAUAAAUAAAAAUGCUAUCUAUAUAUUAUUAAAUAUUAUAUAUAUAUGCCAGCAUUUCGAAAAAUAAAAUUUUAUGGUUUAUUUCAUAUGGCAAUGAAAUAAAUUAGGAUAUAAGUUGAUCCAAGUAUAUAAAAUGUUGGUUUGUAAUAUACAUUUAUUAUAAUUUUUACUCAAUACUUUUUUAAGUUCUUAUCUUCCAUUAGAUUAAAGCUGUACAGUUUAUUGCUAUUGUUUACAAGUUACAUCAUUACCGUAAUUAUUGAAUUGAUGACAUUGCACAGUAUCUGCAUAACCUUGGAACCAAUCACCGAUGUUUUUAGAUGACAGUUUGAUUAUGUUAGCCAAUCAGCUUUAAGUUACGUUGCCAAAAUAUCUUUAUUGCAUUUACCAGUGAAUGGGGGAAAUAAUGUGACACGUGACACGUCUGAAUAAUAUGACUACUAUUAAGAGCAAAAUGUAUAUAUAUCUAACUCAUGUGUUAUUUGAAGACCAGGUAUCUUUAACCUUUCGAAUGUAAAUUAAUAAAAGUGGAGAUUUUUUGUAAUUAUUAAAAAAGUACUAAACAUUAAAGUUAUACCUGAAAAAGCAGCGUGUUUCGUACAAGGUUGUUAAUACACAGUCUGGACGUCUGUCGACUGUGUUGAUGGUCUUAAUAUAAAUAAAAAUAAAUACCCCAAUUACAAAUAUUUCGCUUUUAACAACCUUUUGAUAAGGUUUGGGCUACUGUGCUUUGUCUAUAUAUUAUACGAGUUUUAUUUUUAUAUAAAACUUGUGCUAUUAUGUUAUCGCUUUUAGAUUGAUAGGAUUGAGUGCCAAACAUCGAUAGGCAGUUCAUACUCACGGUGACCAUAUUUACUUCGAACGAUUUAUUUACUUUCUAAUAACAUUUGAAGAAUCAUAUAGUUUGAUUUAAUUAUAAUCAUUAUAACUAUGACAAGAUUCUUAAAUUUUAAGUUAACCUACAAAUAUUUAUUUUAUGAAACAAAGUGUCUUGUCAAAUUGAAACUCAAAAUUGUAAUAUUUUAUUUCUACUACUUUUCUUGUGUAACGCAAAUGUAUUGCACCAUUCAGACAAGUGAAUUACAAAAUAUUAUUAUUACUACUGUAGUAAACUUUAAUUUACUGAAAGCCAUAAAACUAAAUUAAUAAAUUAUACAAAGAUUAGUUGUGAUAUUAAAAAUGCUGUAUAUAUUGAAAUAUUAAUAUUUUGUCUCUAUUCGCCGUGAGUAGACUCCAUUUUCUGAUCGGCUCGAUAACUGUGUGUGUGGGUUACAUUAACCACGAGAAAUGAAGGUUAGAUUAUAUAAGAGACAAGUUUUUAUUGAAUCUGUAAUAUUUUAACAAAUAUAUUUAAUGUUUUUUUUAAUA